CGUUAACUCUUCAAGCGGUAAACACAAUCUUUGAAAUAAUAUACGAUCGUUGGUAAAUUUAAGGUAGUGUGAUAUUUGUGAGGGGCACUUUUUUUUCUAUUUCAAUCGCGGAUUAUGAGUUAGUUUAUCGCUGUUGCACCUAUCAAUAUGAACCAAGAGGAACACAAGAAGAUUCUACAAAAUCUUACCUAUAUGAAAGGACGACUUGUGGAACUUGAUCCACUCAUAGACAAACUUAUUGAGAAGGACGUUUUCAAGUUCGAACACAGGGAACAGAUAGAAUGCCACCCGACAGCACAUCGUCAGUUCAACGAGUUCAUCAAGAUACUGAGAGCGUCUCCACACAAGGACGCGUUCGCCUGCUUCCUUGAUGCUCUUAUUGCGGACGGACAUCAGGCACUAGUCCAGAAACUCCAAAGCACGGUGCCAAGAGAGAUUGGUUUCGCCAAAACUCCCGGGAAAGUGGUUGUCCCUCCUCCUCGUCAGACAACUGCUCAGCCUAAACCAACCGCCCCUCAUACCUCUAGCAGUCUCCUUACAAGCCGACACGAGCCUUCUACCUCCAACACACCAGUGGAGCAUAGCCGAUACGAGUUUGCCGAACGCGUCAGUACUGUACCUAGUAAGGAUUCAGACUACUCGGAGACAGGAGGACUGAAGGCUAUGUUGGAGCAAUUCCAGCAGAAGCAAAACAUAAUCCUGGAUAAGAGAGCACGGGAGAUGAAAAAGGAACAGCAGGAUUUCAUACUGAAGAAUGAAGUUAUAAUGGGCACUUACCAAAAUCAAUUGCAGCAAAUUCAGAAAUUCUUCGGUCGAUGGGAAAAUGAAAAACAGGAAUUAAUGAAAACAAACAGGAAAACUUCAGAAAAGCUUCAAGAUCAAAUGGAUGCAUUUGAUGUAUUAAAAAACCAAUAUGAAGAGUUGAAGAGGCAGUAUGAUAAUUUAAAAGAUCAAUACUCGCAGCUCUCCUCCCGCCGUGCAAAGAACGAGGACAGAGGUGUUGAAGAAAGAGGAGGCGACUUGAAGCGAAGUAACGAAGACUUACGAAACAGAUGCAGCAAGCUUUCUGAGGAGAACUAUUCUUUACAGCAAGCGCUGGAGUCUGUCCAGAUGGGUCUUAAGGAGGAAAAAGAAGCCUAUCAAACUCUAGAAGACCAGAAUACUGAGAUGAAGUCUGAGGAAGAACGACUGAAGAAUAUGCUGAGGGAGAAAGACCGUGAGUGUAAAAGACUGAAGGAUAAAGUGGAGAAACAACAGGUACAGAUCAGGGGUCUGUUGCAAAAGCAGAAGGAGGUCGAGUACUUCGGUCCCCAGGUGAUGGUAGGAGAGGACAUGUAUGGUUCGGGAAACAACAAAGACUACGGAGAGGUCAAGGAGGUUAAUGCGUAUGGGUCAAAAAAGAAAACACAUCGCAAGAAGUAAAAAGGAACGCAAUGAUAUGUAUUAAUUUGGAUAUUUAGGAGUUCUUACAGUUACAUUUUCGACUUCCAUUUCGUCGUUUGGGGACUAAAAAGUAUUUACAUAUAUAACAGGAAGUUUUCAUAUUAUUGAUGCUACAUUUGUUUUCUUUAUGAACAACGUCCUUUAAAAAAGAAUGAAUUCACAAGCUAAACUAUUCAUAAAGAAAUGUAUGAACUACAAGUGAAAUGUUUCCUGUGAUGACCACCGGUAUUGUUUUUGUUUCAUUGGGCCAAACGUCCAAUUAACAGCUAAGGUCAUUUAAAGACGAGAUUAUUCAGAAAAAAGCUAAUCUGUACAGGACCUAUAGCUAUAUAACAGUUUUCUAGUUUCCCUUUGGCUUUUCGUUCGAAGUGCAUGUCGUACCCAGCUCUCCAAGGCAAACUUUUUCUUCAUAUUUUUUCUUUUGCAAUUCCUCAGGAUGAAGGGUUUUCAUUGCAGAAAACGUUGUAGACAACAACAAUAGUAUAUUUGGAUAAAGAAGAUAUUGUUUCUCGCUUUAUUAAAUUUUUAUUUUCCUUAUAUAUUGUUCAUAUAUGUUUAUCCUCAUAUUUACAAUGACAGCACUUUUGAACCCUCGCACUUUUAUGUGAAUAAUUUUCAAUCCUUAUAUCAAUUAAAGUCAAUUAUACACAUUUCAAGUUAUUGUAAAAUUAGUCCUUAUCUCUCUGUUCACCUAUGUCAUAUAAUUUUACAACAUAACCUCGAUAUCAAAUCACCUAUAACAUAUCAUAAUGGUAACCGUAAGAUACACAAGAAUGUACCUAUACAAUUGGGUAAUUGAUACGGUAUGCAAAACAUUAAUUGCACUGUACUUAUCCAAAUUGGUCUAAACUAAUGUUGAAACAAAAGGGGAGAUGCAUCAAACCCCAUAAUGAUAUUAAUUCCUAAAAUAAUAGGAGUACUGGUUAUUUUCAAACAAUACAUUAAGUAUUAUGGGUGUGUAAUAUAUCAUCUAAAAUAUAUUAACUAAUAUAUAUCAUCUAAAAUAUAUUGUCUACAAUAUAUCA
Messenger RNA from Mizuhopecten yessoensis (Yesso scallop), 2468 nucleotides. RefSeq lists its product as uncharacterized. The transcript is spliced from 3 exons. Gene Ontology annotation, biological process: regulation of apoptotic process. NCBI's taxonomy places the organism in Eukaryota, Metazoa, Mollusca, Bivalvia, Pectinida, Pectinidae. The record is from RefSeq and is a predicted model, not a curated record. Bases 148 to 1422 code for a protein of 424 amino acids.